GUCGUCCAUGAGAAAUUUCAGACAAGUGUGCCCAUCGUCCCUGCCGUGUGCGACACAUGCCUCUGGUCUGCCGCCCCGAACAGUCGUCGCCGUCGCCGCCACUGCCGCCACCGCCGCCACUACCGCAAUCGUCAAUCGUCCGCGUCCCGUCGGUGAUCCAAUUAUGAUGUAACCGACAGCAAGCGGACAAACGGAAAUCCAAAAAUCAUGAAGGGUUUGUCAAAAUGCCGAACGCACACGUUCGUGUCGUCUCUACUGCAAGCCGGGGCAAUGAUUUAUUUGAUCGGCGGCCAUGGCAUACCCAUCACAUCUGCAAACGGAGCAGGAGACGUUAAAGUGACGUUGCCGUCCAGAAAUGAAGCUACAAAUCCUUUAAAAGAGCCGACGCCGAGCACCUUACAAGGAGCUUUCAUGGUCCAAAACUUGACAGACGCCGGAAACGGCAGUCCAACACCGUCCACAGUAACGGAAGCGAACCCGCAAAAACCGAGCACUACCACAGCCGACCACUCUACCGUUGGACACACCGCGUCAGAAAUCGACAAGAACGCAACUAAAGCGACCACGGUGUCCGUUGACCACCGCGACGAAGUAUACACGGCGGCCAUUGAUAUCACUAACACACCGAAACUAGUUACAACGGCAAGCGCUACCGUGGAUACCGUCGAGCUGGACGCCUCCACCGCCACUACAGACACCGUGGACACCACUACGGUCGAGCCGACCACCGUCGAAUCGCGAAGGGUCGACGACGGUACCACCGUGGAGACGCCGCAAAGUGUCGGCGCGACCAAGUCGAACCCGAACUUCGACUUGAACAACAAGAAUCUGGCGAAAAUGCUGAAGAGUUGGUUUGACAUCGAAGACGACGGUGACGUCCACGGAGGAUACUACAAACUCACCAAGUACUUGAAGGACGCGACGGCCGCCAAGAGUCCCGGCAAGAAUUUGUUCGACCGAUGGGACGAGGCCAGUGACGAGCAAGAGCGGCUGCUCGAGGAGGCCAUGCGCACUGCCGACCCCGAAAGCUCCGUGCUGGCCGCCGACCAGAACAACCCCAGCCGAUGGUUCGUGUUGCUGUUGACGGGCAACUCGACGGUGGCGCAAAUGAGGCGUAGCGAUUUCGCCAAGUACCUCAAGCUUAACCUGGCCGCCAGGCUGUCGCUGCAAUACGACGAGAUCAAGAUAAACCGCGUAUUAGUGGUGCCCCCGCGACUGAUGGUCAACGUAAGCGUGGUGCCGGCCGAACAGGCUGAAGACAGCGUUGAAGAUGAUCCGCUACACAAUCUGGUAGAGACCAACGCUACUCUGAUGGAACUGUCCGGAGAAGAAUAUCGGGUGGAACGAUUCAUGUCGCUGAAAUCGCAUAAGCCGCAAUCGUUGGAGGAAAGCAACGCGGUCGUCAGCACCCGGCACAGCGACAUAGACUUUUUCAUAUACUCCACCGUCGGGCCGCUAUGCUUCCUCGUCAUACUCGGGUUCUUGUUGUUGUCGCUUUACAAGUACGUGCGCAAGCACCCGGUGCAGUGGCCGUGGAAGCGCAAGAUCGCUAAGCCGUCGUUCAUGUCGCCGUGGUCGGGACAGCGGCACCGCCGGAUGGACGAGUGCGCGGCCGACGAGGGUUCUUCCGUCAACGUCAUCUACUCCGGCGAGUUCGAGCAGAGCCAACAGCAGCAGCUGUCCGGCUCGUGGCUGGACGACGCCAACUUCGCGCCGGACGACAGCCUGGACCGAAUACGCACCCCGGCGCUGCAGCAGCGGCCCGGACCCAAGAACAAGGCGGUCACGGAACUGCUGUGCGAGACCACCGCCGCCGCUCCGGUACACCAAAGCCCCCGACUGAGCAGAGAGAACAAAUUGCGCAUUCUGGGAUGCAAGCAUUCGUGUCUGUUGCUUCCGCCGCAACCCGUACAGCAACAACAUCAGAUCACCGACACGCCGUCGCCGCAAUCGCAAAACGACGCCGAACCCUAAGCGGCGGCAGGCAUUAUGCUUGGCUAUAUUAUUUGAAAUUCCUACUAUUCCAUUUUUACAUAAAUUAUUAAUUCUAACAUUUUUUUUUAAAAUUAUUAUUAUUGUUUACCGUUAGAAUUUACAUUAUUUGUUAUAACUACAAUGAAUGUACAAAAAAAAAAAUUAUCAAUAGUACGAUAUUCUAAUUACGUAACUGGGUUUGAAUUUGUAAAAAGAAGCAAUUUAAAAUUAUGCCUUUUGUAACGAUAUAAGCAAUUGUUUUCGAAACAAAACGUUUAUAUUGUACCAUAGCUUAACUUUAAAAUGUUUUUAAUUGACUUUUUUUUGUGGAAAAAAAAAGGUUCAAAACCAGUUAAGCCUUUACUGCAUAAUGUUCCAUAAAUGGAACAAUUGUAUUUAUUGUUUAUAUGUGCUCAUGCUAUACAUCUUUGUAUGCACAAUGUUCCAUAUAAUGUUCCAAAUUCUUUAAUUAGCGUUUUCCAUGAAAAAAUUAUUAAAAUUUUUUUAAGUAGUAUUAAGUACAUUUAUAGCAUAUGGUAAAAAAAAAAAAGUUCAUGCAGUGAAGGGUUAAGCCACCGGAAUAUUGUACUAUUAAUCAUUUAUAACAACAUUUGCUGUAGUUUUAACAAAUAAUGUAAAUUUUGGCUUGGUAACGUUUUAAAUCCUUCGUUAAAGUUUUAAGUGGAAGGAAAGUAUAAUUAAACUACUGCGAGACAUGCGGAGCUUUACAGCGGCUUAAUAUUAGACACGUGUAAUGCCUAUUUGAUCAUAUUUGUUUCGGAAAAUAUUAAUAAAAAUUCCAUUCCGGCGCUCCGGAGUGUCGAUAUGCAUGGCGGAAUGCAUACAUACCAAAACGCUGUGCACGGUGUACUUAAUAAUUUACGCGACUGGUUAACACGAUCGAACGAACACGACUCGUUUGGUUUUGAAAUAAAAGUGAUUUUUUUGUUUUAUUAGUUAUUUUUUUUCUGUACUUUCGUAAAAAUAAUAUUAUAUUCCGUAAUUAUCAAAAUGUUAGGUUAUUACUUUGGAGUUUGCUAGAAUUUAGUAAAAACACAAAAAUAUACAAAAAAACACUAUGUCUCAGCUUGUCACGCGAUUGCGGUCGACUUUCUUCUGCUGUUUGUAUUCAUCACUUUCCGCCGCAAGUUGCAUACUACAACGUUUGGCCAAUAUCGUCCAUUAUAUGUAGGUAGUUAAGUUAUCACUUUUGAUAGCAGAUCUUAUGCUAUUUUAUCGGUAAUGCGUCGCGAAACUUUUGCAAAUGCGGUGUAUUAUCGGGUUUUGUAUUGUAUAACAUUAUGUAGGCGUUUGAACUUAAGUGCCAAGCGGCGAUUAACUCGCAUGGCGUUAUUAUCACACGAUGGCAUUGUAACAUAGUAAUGCUUGACGGGUUAAUUUAAAAGCCAACUAUAGGCACUGCAAUUAAAUUAAAUAAAUUAUGUAAAGGUACCUAUAUGUAUUAAUUAAACUACAUACCUAAUAAUUAAACACCGCCUAAGAAACCAUUAUAUUUUGUUGCCAGCAUUCUACACGAAUUGAUAACAAAUGUUAAUAAAAAAACUAAAGUUUCCCAUAUCAAUUUUGUUUUUAUUUGACAGCUGAUGAAAUUUCGUUUGUGAUUGAAUGAGUAUAAUUGUUAUUGAAAACGAGCACAAGAUAAUUUUUUAUUCGCGAAUAAAUAUCACUAAUGCAAAAUUCGACUUUACCACUUUUGUUUACCGUUUGGUUCACAUUUUAGCAUAAACAAAAAAAAAGAAUAUUUACGUGUUUUAAUGUUUAGUAAAUAAUUAAAAACACAUAUUAUAAUUAUUUUUUUCUAAAAAAAAAUUGCUUAGGUACAAAAAACGUGUUUCUUUACACUAACUAAAUAUUUCCAUUGCGUAUAACUUAAAAAUAUUACAUAAUAUAAACUACUAAUCGAUUAAUUAAAAAAAAAUGUAUUUUCAUAUAUUUAUUGUUAGCAGUUAUUAUUUGUUGUAUUUCUUCAAUACCUCAACGACAUAGAUAAAAUAUUUUGAGAUAAUAUUCUAAGUAAACGAACGUCAUUAAAUCAAAAUUGUAUUAUUGAACAUUUUUAUUGUAUUUAUUUAUAA
This is a messenger RNA of Adelges cooleyi (spruce gall adelgid), 4070 nucleotides long. RefSeq lists its product as uncharacterized. The record is from RefSeq and is a predicted model, not a curated record. Lineage: Eukaryota; Metazoa; Arthropoda; Insecta; Hemiptera; Adelgidae. The transcript is spliced from 4 exons. Bases 208 to 1974 code for a protein of 588 amino acids.